GCGCGAUCUAAUGACGUCAUCCGUCGCGGACUGGGCAGUGUUGGUUGUAGUGUUUAAGGCCUCUAUGGAGCUAAGUGUCGAAUAAACGUUCUAAAUCAGGCAACGACUGGGAGAGAAGGGGGUACACGCGGCGGGUCACCCCGCCCUAAAGAAUCGCACAAAGGGGGCGAGCUAGAGAGUGUGUUGGGGUCACACAGACCAGGAGUUGGGCUCAUCAUACAAUGACAUCCAGGAGGUGGUUUCACCCAAAUAUCACUGGUGUUGAAGCAGAAAAUUUACUUCUGACCAGAGGAGUGGAUGGCAGUUUCCUGGCUCGUCCCAGUAAGAGCAAUCCAGGAGAUUUCACAUUGUCUGUGAGGCGGAACGGAGCUGUGACACACAUUAAAAUCCAGAAUACUGGGGAUUACUAUGAUUUGUAUGGAGGGGAAAAGUUUGCAACAUUGGCUGAACUUGUUCAGUAUUAUAUGGAACACCAUGGGCAACUGAAAGAAAAGAAUGGUGAUGUAAUUGAACUGAAAUAUCCACUAAACUGUGCAGACCCAACUUCUGAGAGGUGGUUCCAUGGGCAUCUCUCAGGGAAGGAAGCAGAGAAGCUGUUGACAGAAAAAGGUAAACAUGGAAGCUUUCUGGUGCGGGAAAGCCAAAGCCACCCUGGAGAUUUUGUCCUUUCUGUACGGACAGGUGAUGAUAAAACUGAAAGCAAUGAUGGAAAGUCCAAGGUGACACACGUCAUGAUACGAUGCCAGGACAUCAAAUAUGACGUUGGAGGGGGAGAGAAAUUUGACUCUCUGACAGAUCUCGUGGAACAUUAUAAAAAGAAUCCUAUGGUUGAGACUUUAGGAACUGUACUGCAGCUGAAACAGCCACUGAACACAACCCGGAUUAAUGCUGCAGAAAUUGAAAUCCGUGUAAAGGAACUUAGCAAGCCAGCUGAGACUGCAGAUAAAUUCAAGCAAGGUUUCUGGGAAGAAUUUGAGACUCUACAACAGCAAGAAUGCAAACUGCUGUACAGCAGGAAAGAGGGACAAAGACCAGAGAAUAAAAAUAAGAACCGAUACAAGAAUAUAUUACCUUUUGAUCACACAAGGGUCGAGCUUCAUGAUGGGGACCCCAAUGAACAGGUCUCUGAUUACAUCAAUGCCAACAUUAUUAUGCCUGAAUUUGAAAUAAAAUGCAUCAAUCCCAAACCCAAGAAACGCUACAUUGCUACACAAGGCUGCCUACAAAACACAGUGAAUGAUUUCUGGAGAAUGGUGUUUCAAGAAAAUUCCAGAGUUAUUGUCAUGACCACAAAGGAAGUUGAAAGAGGAAAGAGUAAAUGUGUGAAGUACUGGCCAGAUGAGUUUGCUUUAAAGGAAUAUGGGGUUAUGCGUGUAAGGAAUGUUAAAGAAACUCCAGCUCAUGACUAUAUACUAAGGGAGCUUAAGCUUUCCAAAGUUGGGCAAGGGAACACAGAAAGGGCAGUAUGGCAGUACCAUUUUAAAACAUGGCCAGAUCAUGGUGUUCCAGCUGACCCUGGUGGAGUCUUGGACUUUUUAGAGGAAGUACACCACAAACAAGAUGGUAUCACAGAUGCUGGGCCUGUUGUUGUUCAUUGCAGUGCUGGAAUUGGACGGACAGGAACCUUUAUUGUGAUUGAUAUUCUUAUUGAUGUAAUCAGAGAGAAAGGUGUUGACUGUGACAUAGAUGUCCCCAAAACUAUUCAGAUGGUGAGAUCUCAGAGGUCAGGAAUGGUUCAAACAGAAGCACAAUACAGAUUUAUAUACAUGGCAGUACAGCAUUAUAUAGAAACAUUGCAGCGCAGAAUUGAAGAAGAACAGAAAAGUAAGAGAAAAGGGCACGAGUACACAAACAUUAAAUACUCCCUCUCUGAGCAGGGAGAUCAGAGCCCUCUACCCCCUUGUACACCAACCCCAUUACCAACACCUACGCUUCCAGAGAUGAGAGAAGAUGCUGGCAGAGUAUAUGAAAAUGUCGGACUCUUGCAACAGCAGAAAAGCUUCAGAUGAAGAACAUCGCUGUGACUGACUUGAAAACUGAGCAAAAGGCAAGAGAAUGUGAAGAAAAGCUGGGAAUGAUCACAUCUGACUUUUAAAGGCUUAUUUCCUUUUAAAUAAAUGGUGUCAACUCCCAAAACUACAAAUAUAUUUAGGCUCAAUCUGGAAAUCCUUCUUGUCUUCUCUGCAUAACCCGACAUGGACUGGUUCAUUCUUCACAUUGAGGCAUCUUCAUCUCUACAGUGUAGACAUGUAAUUUGUAGUCCAUCAACAGGACUGUUAUCCAGAAAAAUCUGUUCUCUUUAGAGUGCUCCUUCAUAAGGUAUUGUGAAUGCUAUAGGUGGGCCUUAACUGGUUGGUGUAGAUGGUAAAUGCAUAAUGGGAACAAUUUCCUCUUUCCACUGCAAAAUGUUUUCAAAACAACUCAAUGUGAUAAGACUUUGUUGUUGAAACUCCAGUUUCUUUUCAUUAGAUGUGUCAGAGGGAAAAUGUUCUCAAAUAGUAAUAUAAACACUUCUAUCAAUUUC
Messenger RNA from Xenopus laevis (African clawed frog), 2524 nucleotides. RefSeq names its product protein tyrosine phosphatase, non-receptor type 11 S homeolog (gene ptpn11.S). Gene Ontology annotation, biological process: positive regulation of ERK1 and ERK2 cascade. Gene Ontology annotation, molecular function: hydrolase activity; protein tyrosine/serine/threonine phosphatase activity; cell adhesion molecule binding. The record is from RefSeq and is marked provisional. Gene Ontology annotation, cellular component: cytoplasm. NCBI's taxonomy places the organism in Eukaryota, Metazoa, Chordata, Amphibia, Anura, Pipidae.